GGAUAUAUAGUACCUACCUGACUUGAAGGGAUGGGAUCUCUUUCCCAUUCUUUCGGGAGAGUAUCGCGUCUAAGCACUUAGCGUCUGCUGGAUCUGGUCAUUGAUCUGCCUGUACGAACUUGCGGCAUACAGACAGGAUGCAUCACGCAACGAUUCUCGGCCUGCUCGCCGCAGCUGUCACAGUCUCGGCCCGCCCGCCUCACUCACACGACCACGCAGCAUCGACCGGCGCCAUCAAGUGCCCUAUCGUCUUCGACGGGCGCGUCAAGGCCACCACCGCCCUCACCGAUUUCGACAGCUACAGCACGUCUCUCUUCAACCCGGACUAUGUCAAAGGCCAGAACCUGAAGUGGAGCCAGAUCAUAAAGUUCCCGCAGGCCGCCAGCAACGCCCGCUUCGACAACGAGAGCUACAGGCCGUUCGAGGUGACCAUCAGCGACGCCAGCAUCUUCCAGACCCAGCGCGGCUUCCGGCGGGCGGGCCUGCAGUUCCAGGGCGACACCAACAACGGCAGCCCGGGGACGAAGGGGGUCAAGACGAUCCAUUUCAGCAUCAAGUGGGAUGCGCAGCGGGCCCUCAACCUUAGCCACGAGUACCUGAACGUGUGGCACGAGGCGGCCGACUACAGCGCCAACCAGUUCAACUUCGAGGCCGGCGCCAUCCUGGGCCAGUCGAGCCUCCCCAAGGACACCUGGAAGGUGCUGGACCGCAACAACAGGCAGAUCUGGUCGACCCAGAUCUUGAAGAACGACUGGCAGAACUUUGCCAUUACUUUGGACUUCAACAAGAACACCCUCCAAGUGUACUACUCCAAGGGCGACGAGCCGCUCAAGAGCGUCACCAGUGCCGUUUCAAACAACAACGCGGGCGAGGGCCAGUACCAGAUCGGCAUACUCAAGAAGCCGACCGGUACGAGCGACGUCGUGAACUCGGGCUACCAGGAGAGCAACCUCAAUGAGGGCCUGAUCUAUGGGAGCCUGUUUAUCGAGGACAGCGCCAACGGUUGUGUUUCAUUGUAGGACACUGCGCACCUGGUGACUGUACUUUGUGUGAGCGGCUGUCUCAUUCAUUAUGGUCUGUCUGCCAUUGAUAGAGCGAAGCUUAUGACUUUAUUUUACAAAACACAGCAAUUCCUCCCAUAUGACUAGCCCGACAUGCUCAGAAGAGAGGCAAUAUCACAUUCCCGUCCAU
Chaetomium strumarium is the source of this 1191-nucleotide messenger RNA. RefSeq lists its product as uncharacterized. The coding region runs from base 138 to 1019 and encodes 293 amino acids. The record is from RefSeq and is a predicted model, not a curated record. NCBI's taxonomy places the organism in Eukaryota, Fungi, Ascomycota, Sordariomycetes, Sordariales, Chaetomiaceae. The transcript is spliced from 2 exons.